GAGCCCCCUGCUCUCCGCUAAUCCCUGCCGUGUCUGCGCCGCCGGGAGAGGAGGAGCCUCCCUCGCGCAUCCCUGAGUGGCCCGGGGUCCGCUCACGGCUGGCACCCCAGAGAAGCCGGGCACUGGGGAGGGCCUAAGGCGUUAGGGGUGCAGGAGUACUGGGGCGUUGGCAGCGGGCAAGACUGCGCGUACGCUUACUCUUCUCUAGGACCCUGCCGAGUUGCUCCAACUUUGCCCUCUCCUCCACCCCUCUCCGAGCUGUGGUCGGGGUGGGGCUGGGCUGCUCGGAUUGCAUUUUGCAGAUUUGCAAAGGAAGUAGAUCACCCGUUGCUACCUACAUUUAAUAACCAUCAAAUUGUCUUCCUUUCGAACAUUUCGCAAGUUGUCAAAGGAUGAAAGAAAGCUGGUCUGCAUUCGACACGUUUGAGCCUCAUUUCAGGCCUCUGGUAGUUAUUGAGCUUGCAAAAAACACCAAAGAGGAAACCAAAGAAUGGCUCACUCAAAGAAUUGUGGACAAAAAGAAAAAUGGAGGUGCCCAGCUGUUGGUUAAACCUUUGGUAAAAGAAGAUGGAGGAAAAAUAGAUGGAAAUCAAAAUUUAUAUCUUGUUGGAGCCUCUCACUUAAGGCUCUUGUUGGGAGCUGAAACUGUGGGAUUGGUAAAAGAAUGUAAUGAUAACUCAAUGAGAACCUUUACAUACAGCAGUAGAAAUACCUUCAAAGAUUUUGCAGAGGACAAUCACGAUUUCCUCACAAUGGCAGAGUGUCAGUACAUCAUCAAGCACGAACUUGAAAAUUUGAGAGCCAAAGAUGAAAGAAUGAUUCCUGGGUACCCUCAGGCAAAGCUGUAUCCAGGAAAAUCAAUUUUGAGAAGAUUGUUGACCAGUGGUAUCCUGCUUCAGAUUUUCCCACUUCAUGAUACAGAAGAAUUGAAGAAACUCCGGUAUACCUGGUAUGGCCAGGUCAAAAUUAGUUAUCAACCUUUAGAUGAAAUCCGUUGCUAUUUUGGUGAAACGAUUGCUCUGUAUUUUGGCUUCUUGGAAUACUUCACAUUUGCUUUGGUUCCUAUGGCUCUCAUUGGGAUUCCUUACUAUGUGUUUGCAUGGGAAGACUAUGACAAGUAUGUGAUGUUUGCCUCAUUCAAUCUGCUUUGGUCUACCGUGAUCCUUGAAGUUUGGAAGCGCUGCUGUGCUAUUAUGACUUACAGAUGGGGGACACUGUUGAUGAAGCGGCAGUUUGAGGAACCGAGGCCAGGAUUUCAUGGGGUUUUGGGAAUCAAUGCUGUCACUGGCAAGGAGGAGCCGGUAUACUCAAGUAUUAAAAGACAGAUACGAAUUUAUCUGGUGUCUUUGCCAUUUGUGUGCCUUUGCCUCUAUUUUUCACUGUAUGUCAUGAUGAUUUACUUUGAGUUGGAGACUUGGGCUCUGGAUUUUCAUGAGGUGAAUGAGUCGUCUUAUAGCAACUUAAUGCUAUUUGUGCCCAGCAUCAUCUAUGCUAUUGUGAUUGAAAUGAUGAAUCGCGUCUACCGAUAUGCUGCAGAAUUCCUAACAUCAUGGGAGAAUCAUAGACUGGAAUCGUCACAUCAGAAUCAUCUAAUUCUGAAGGUCUUAGUGUUCAACUUUUUAAACUGCUUUGCCUCCCUCUUCUACAUUGCUUUUGUCCUUUUUGAUAUGAAACUUCUGCGACAGAGCUUGGCUACUCUGCUGAUAACUUCACAGAUCCUUAAUCAAUUUGUAGAAGCCUUACUUCCUUACUGGCUCCAAAAGAGACAUAAUACGAAAGUGAAGAAAAGGGUGUACUCCGUAAAAGUGGAUACUGACCUUUCAUUAUUUGAGCAAGUCAACCUGGAAAAAGAAAUGGGCACCUAUCUUGGCACCUUUGAUGAUUACUUGGAGUUGUUCUUACAGUUUGGCUACGUGAGUCUUUUCUCAUGUGUGUAUCCUUUAGCAGCUGUCUUCGCAGUGCUAAACAACAUCACAGAGAUGUAUUCUGAUGCCUUAAAAAUGUGCAGGGUCUUCAAACGUCCAUUUUCACAACCCACAGCAAAUAUUGGAGUUUGGCAGUUGGCUUUUGAAACUAUGAGUGUUAUAUCAGUAGUUACUAACUGUGCACUGAUUGGAUUGUCUCCACAAGUAAAUGCACUUUUUCCAGAUUCAAAAACGGACCUUAUUUUGAUUGUGGUAUUGGCAGAGGAAAUGGAAAUUCUAGCAUCAGAAUGGGUUUUUCAUUGUUUUACUCUUAGAUUAAAUUUUUAUUCUUGGCGCUUUCAUCUACUAUGGAUGUUGCACCUAUGCUCUGCCACAUAGUCUGAAAUAUUAUGUGUAUGUUGCAUUAUAUAUUUCAAGAAGGAUUUAAUAGUACUAACACAAGAAUAAACUUAGUGUAGACAUACCCUAAUUGAGCUAUAUUAGGUCAACUUGCAGCCACCUCAGCGAUUACUGAUGUGGUGCAUGUUCACACUACCCUCCUUGGGUCGGUGGACUGUGUCCUCACCAGGAGCGCUUGCACUGACCUAAAAGGGGCAGUGUGGGGAGCUGACAGCCUGGUUUCUCAGCUCCGCUGGCAGCUCCCUGCCAGGAGUCUGGCUUCCCCAGAGGCCCCUGGGCUCUCGCCAGGCUGCCUCCCCCAUCCUCUCCCCAUUCCCCGCCGAGAGUGGAGGGAAGGUACCUGGGGCUUCUCGCCCCCUGCCCCUGUUCCCUGCGUGGAGCAGCGGAAAGCCUUGCAGCCUUGUCAAAUUCACUGCUCACUGAGCUGUGAAAUUGACAAGGCUGCCCUGCUUGGUGGGAGGUGGGGAGAAAGGGCUGCCUCCGGGCUUCUCACCCCAGCUGGAAGCUGGGUCUGAAGCCGCCCAGCUCUCCAGAGGAGUGGGGGCAGCAGGGCUCUAACUGUCCAGCUUUCUUGUCACUUUCAUGGCUCCUGCCAUGAAAGUGACAAGGCAGCUGAUGUAAGGGAUGCAUCGCCCGAACUACAUGGACAUAAGCCUUACGCCUCUUGUGGAGGUGCAGUUGUUAUGUUGGUGAAGUAGGGCAUUACAUGGGCAGGAGGAAGGCUGUCGUGUAGUCACUGACAUAAUUAGGUCAACAUAAGCUGGUUUACGUCGAUGUAACUGUGUAGUGUAGACCAGCCCUUAGUGUAUUUUAUUCCUCGGGGUCAGAUGCUCUCAUACUGGGGUUUGUGGCCCCAACAGAUCAAUAAAGACUUUUUAUGGGGCUACAGAUUGUGUAAAUCCAUUCUUAUUGAGGAAAAUCCAGACAAAUUAUCCAAAAAUGUUAUAAAAGAUGUAAAUCAGGUAUAUAAUGUAUAUAAGAUGUAAAUUAUGACAGAGGGUGAGAAAAAUUAAAAGGAGUAAGUGAAAGGGAAAGAUUUGAAAAGAAAUGGUCACUUGAUAUUGAGGCUGGAGAGAGAGAGAGGAAUGUUCCAUAUAGCAAAAGACUGGAGAGGAAAAGUGUCCCACCCUAGAAUUGGCCAGAUUGUGUGAAAGGCAAGAGUGCAGGCUGAUGCUGGAUGAGCAAAUAGUGGGAAGGGGAAUAGGAAGACACUGAGGGCUGGUCUACACUACUGCUUAAGUUGUUGUAAAUUACAUCUCUCAGGGGUGUGAGAAAGAGACACCCGCCUGAGCAACGCAAGUUAUAUCGACCAAAGCGCUAUCCACCCUGGUGCUAUUUGACGGGAGAUGCUCUCCAGCUGACAUAACUUCCACUUCUCGUGGAGGUGGAGUAAUUAUGCUGAUGGGAGAGCGCUGUAGUGUAGACUUGCCCUAAGAUUGGAAAGUUUAUUCCCAGAGGGAAGAAAGCCAUUCAGGAAAGGACAGAUCAACUGUUUUAAGAGAAAAUGUUAUUUCUUCUUGCUUUUCAUAUACAAAUGUAAAUUUUGGUUCUGUGCUGUAAAGUUUAUAACAGAGUAAUUGUACUUGUAAAUUGAUUUUAGUGUUUGUUUGUUUUAGACUUAAUUAUUAAUACAAACAAAGAUGUUGGAAUAAUGCAUGUAAAUAAAAUUAUUACCAUAUAGU
Molecule: messenger RNA, 4006 nt
Organism: Chelonia mydas (Green sea turtle)
Lineage: Eukaryota; Metazoa; Chordata; Testudines; Cheloniidae
Gene: ANO10
Product: anoctamin 10
Exons: 12
Coding region: 393-2303 (636 amino acids)
Biological process (GO): chloride transmembrane transport
Cellular component (GO): plasma membrane
Molecular function (GO): chloride channel activity
Source: RefSeq, a predicted model, not a curated record